Messenger RNA from Porites evermanni, 3014 nucleotides. The record is from the annotation of a GenBank genome assembly. Lineage: Eukaryota; Metazoa; Cnidaria; Anthozoa; Scleractinia; Poritidae.
AUGAUUAAUUUCUGUAUGGCUGCCAAGGAAUACCAGAAAUUUGGAGCAUUAUCUACUGCAAUGAUCCUUGUGUGCAUCUUUCAUUUCAUUUAUGUUGCUGACUGUUUGUUUUAUGAGGUUAGUAUAUGCAAAAAUGGUUAAAUUCUAAAGUAACAUGGUGUUCACAGUACAUAUAAUUAUGAUGGAGCCACGUGGGAGGGCCUUUUUGAUAUUUUUAAUGGUGGAAAAAAAUUCCAGCUGCAUGAGCUUUUAUGUGGAAUGGAACAAUGGCAAAAAUAGGAAUGUUCAGUUACAUUGUUUCUAAAGUUAAUGUUGGGUCAUGAUCCAGAACAUCACAGGCCAAGAAGCCAAAGAAUUUAUUUCUCUUUAACUGGAAAGACUUAAGGUUCAGUCUGAGGGAAUGAGUUUUUAAAUUGACUAUUUACUUCUUACACUAAGUGUGCAAGGUUUUGAUACACUGUACCUACAUCUUACUGUAUGUUUGUUUUGAUAUUGAUGUUUUUAUGAUUGUCAUUUUUUUGUUUUAGUCCUCCAUCUUGAGCACAAUGGAUAUUAUCGAGGAAGGCUUUGGCUUCAUGUUGGCUUUUGGUGACAUAUCUUGGGUUCCUGUCCUUUAUUCCCUACAGGCACGCUAUCUCGUUGAUAAUACAAAUAAACUUCACUGGAUAACAACAGCUGCAAUCAUAGUUCUGUUUGGUAUGUCUGCCCUGUCUAUCUUGUAUACAUGUAUAUGAGCAGGGUUGUCACUAAGAUUUCAAGUUGCCUGAUAAAUACAACAAGUAGGUGGGGAUUCAAACAGCUAGGGCUUUCUUUUGAUUCUAUUUUUCUUCUAUUUUCCUUUGAAAGUAGCCGGGGCCCACAUUCAUAGUAGCCGAGGAAAAUCCCUGGCCCCUGCCUCUUAAUGACAGCCUUGCAUAUGAAACAAAAUGUUUUUCACUGAUGGUACUUUGAUACGUUUUAGUAACAAUUCUGUACUUAUAAAGUGUGUCUCCCCAAAAAUGUCUUGAAUUUUGGCCUUCCAAAACUUCAGUUUACAUCAGAUUCUCAUUCCCAAUUCUUUUCUCCAUACAUGUAGUUAUUGGAUAUGCCAUAUUCCGUGGCUCGAACUCUCAAAAGGACAGGUUCAGAACUGACCCUGACUCUGAGGAAUUUCAAGGUGAGCCAAAAACAUGCAAAUAUAAAUUCACUGUUGCAUUUAGGUGCAAACAUGGCGGUAUAAGAUACAAGCGUUGUUCUAAACAUUAUUUACAGCAGAUAAUUUGCAAGAGUUGUGCUACUAGUCAACAACCUUUAUUAUUACAUCCAAAUAAAAUUUUUUUAAUUUUUGUUUGCUAACGGAAAUAAAAGAAGGAAUUGUAACAUAAUGAAAAUUAUGUACUAUGAUAACAAGGAUGUCUAGGAGCUCAAUUAACAAACGUUUUUAUGCUAGUGCCUAGCUAUAAAAUGAUAAUUUUAAAACAUCGGUGACAUAGCAAAGAAAGGAAAAGACAAAACAAAAUAAGUAAAUAAAUAACACACACACUGUACAUAGAGAAAAGAACGAAUAUAGUCAACUUUCAAAUUGUCUGAUCAGUAGGUGCUGUUUUAGUAAGCGUUGGAAGGAGAAAUCUGGGAGGUCUUUCAAAUGAUGGCAGAGAUCUUAGCAAAGGUCAACAGCUAUAGAUUGGGUUCACUGUUUUCCUAUAUUCGUUCUUGUGCGUUAUUUAUACUUUUUGUACUUCAAAGGCAUAAUGAAGCCACAACUCCCCGAGAGCACUAUUGAANAGUUAUUGGAUAUGCCAUAUUCCGUGGCUCGAACUCUCAAAAGGACAGGUUCAGAACUGACCCUGACUCUGAGGAAUUUCAAGGUGAGCCAAAAACAUGCAAAUAUAAAUUCACUGUUGCAUUUAGGUGCAAACAUGGCGGUAUAAGAUACAAGCGUUGUUCUAAACAUUAUUUACAGCAGAUAAUUUGCAAGAGUUGUGCUACUAGUCAACAACCUUUAUUAUUACAUCCAAAUAAAAUUUUUUUAAUUUUUGUUUGCUAACGGAAAUAAAAGAAGGAAUUGUAACAUAAUGAAAAUUAUGUACUAUGAUAACAAGGAUGUCUAGGAGCUCAAUUAACAAACGUUUUUAUGCUAGUGCCUAGCUAUAAAAUGAUAAUUUUAAAACAUCGGUGACAUAGCAAAGAAAGGAAAAGACAAAACAAAAUAAGUAAAUAAAUAACACACACACUGUACAUAGAGAAAAGAACGAAUAUAGUCAACUUUCAAAUUGUCUGAUCAGUAGGUGCUGUUUUAGUAAGCGUUGGAAGGAGAAAUCUGGGAGGUCUUUCAAAUGAUGGCAGAGAUCUUAGCAAAGGUCAACAGCUAUAGAUUGGGUUCACUGUUUUCCUAUAUUCGUUCUUGUGCGUUAUUUAUACUUUUUGUACUUCAAAGGCAUAAUGAAGCCACAACUCCCCGAGAGCACUAUUGAAAAUCAUCUCCCCCCCUCCCUUCUCGAAUAAUCACGCCCUUUUUAUGGUUCUCAAUGACUUGAUAAGUUUGAUAUUUUCCUACAGAUGCAGAAACCAUCCUAACUUCAUCUGGUCGACGACUUCUGGCCUCAGGUUGGUGGGGCGUGGUACGGCACCCCAACUAUCUAGGUGACAUCAUCAUGGCAUUUGCCUGGACUUUACCCUGUGGUACGUCUUAGUCGAUCUUUUAAAAUAGUAUAUGUUACAUGUACGCCCUUGCGAAUAGCAAGUACCUGUUGAAUUACCAAAACGAAAACAGUGAUGGGGAAAUAAAUAAACAGAUAUACUGCUAGUUAAGUGUCAACUAGCCUGUGUAGCAGGCUAAGUGUCAAUCUCUCAUAUGGUUCCUUCUUUACUCAGGUUCUUCUAGUCUGAUUCCAUUCUUCUACCCGGUUUACUUGACAAUUUUGCUGGUCCAUCGUGAACUGAGGGAUGAAGCAAGUAACCGCCGCAAGUACGGAGCAAGCUGGGACGAAUACUGUCGACGGGUGCCCUACCGCAUUCUGCCCAAAGUAUUUUAG